Messenger RNA from Eimeria necatrix, 2235 nucleotides. RefSeq lists its product as hypothetical. Lineage: Eukaryota; Apicomplexa; Conoidasida; Eucoccidiorida; Eimeriidae. Bases 1 to 2235 code for a protein of 744 amino acids. The transcript is spliced from 3 exons. The record is from RefSeq and is a predicted model, not a curated record.
AUGACCUUCCCAGGCCCCAUAGCGCCCCCCUGGGGCCCCCUGCGGCCCUUGGGGGCCCCCCUGGACCCUCGAAGUGGCUGGGGGGGCGCAGCAAGUGCGUGGGGGGGCCCCUCUGGGGGGGGCCCCCCCCAGGGGGGGGCCCCCCUGGGGGGGCCCCCACGGGGGCCCCCAGGGGGCGGGGGGCCCCCCCAGCUGCUGCUGCAGCCGCAGGGAAGCUUCCUGAGGGUCUCGCAGUCCGUGAGAUGGAGCAGCGGGGGACUUGUGGUUGAAAGCCACAGCGCCAGGGCCCAAGUUUUGUGUGCAGUGAAGGAGUUUGCUGCUGGAGAGGGGGACCACUAUGGCAGCGCAGCAGAGAGGGGCCCCCGGAGUGCUUCGAGCAGCAGCAGCAGCAGCAGCAGCAGCAGCAGCAGCAGGGGCCCCCUAAGCAACUCGCAGCAGUGGGGGGCCCCCACAGGGGCCCCCGAGGGGCCCCCGGGGCCCCUCAUGGUACCCUUUGUGGCAACUUGUGCUGCUGUCUGCGCCCACGUCAGCAGCAGCAGCAGCAGCACGCAGUCAGUGCAGUUCCUAAGGAAGUUCGAAGUGGUCCAGGCUGCAGCAGCUAGCAGCAGCAGCAGCAGCAGCAGCAGCAGCAGCAGCAGCAGCAGCAACGGCAGCAGCUUCCUGGGCCCUAGGAAGGGGGGCUUCAGAGCUGUUGAAGGGACACCUCUUACUCGACUACGCAGCUGCAACGGAGAAGCUGCAGCAGCGCUGCCCCCCAUCCUAAGCCCUGCAGCAGCAGCAGCAGCAGUUGCUGCUGCUGCUGCAGCGCCUUGGCAGCCACUGCAGGCUAUUGAGGGCGGCGAACUUCUACCGGAGAGUGCAGCAGCAGCAGCAGCAGCACGCGCAGCAGCAGCGUCUGCAGCAGCAGCAGAAGCUGAAGCGCCGCCUGAGGAUGCUUGGAGCGCGCAUGCAGCGGAUGAGCAGGAGGCAGCAGCAGCAGCAGCAGCAGCAGCAGCAGCAGCAGCAGCAGCAGCGGAUACGUUCCCCCAGAAAGACACAACUAGGGCAAGCAACGAAAAGAAAACAAAAGGCAGUUCAGCAGCAGCUGCUGCUGCAGCACCAGCAGCAGCUGCUGCUGCAGCAGCACGCCGCCGCAGCAAAAGGGGAAAGCCCCUGCAGCUCUUCUCAGUGCGCACUCUCAAGGGGCCCUCAGCAUGUUUGCCUUUGGGGGGCCCCCCUCCAGCAGCAGCAGCAGCAGCAGCAGCAGCAGCAAAGAAAGUGGCAGCAAGGCCCCGCCAAGCAAGGGGAGUCGUUUUUCCUGACCAAGUGCCUGCUGCUGCUGCUGCUGCUGCUGCUGCUCGAAAGAGCAGCAGCUUCCCACAGCCUGGGGGCCCCCAGCAGCAGCAGCUGUGGCCCCUGCGUUACUACACUACAAGCUCUGCAGCUGCAGCGGGAGGGCUCAGGGGCCCCCCAGGGGGGCCCCCGGGGGGGCCCCCAGGGGGGCCCCCAGGGGGGCCCCCGGGGGGGCCCCCAGGGGGGCCCCCUGCUGCAGGCAGCAGGGGCCCCCGUCAUAUGAGUACUGCAGAAGCUUACUUUGGGAGGGUACCGGAGGGUUCAGCAGAUUUUAAGAAGCUGCUGACGCGGGGGAGAGCAGCAGCAGCAGCAAACGGGGACAGCAGCAGCAGCAGCAGCAGCAGCAGCAACAGGGGCAGCAGCAAGGAAACCAAGAGGAGGAGCAGCUGGUGGGGGAGGCGGAAGGGGGCUGCUGCAGAAGAUGGGGAAGCUGGGGAUUUGCAUGCAGCAGCAAAUAUUGAGAAAAAGAAAAAAGAAAAGAAAAAAGAUGAAAAGAAAAAAGAUGAAAAGAAAAAAGAAACAAAAGUAAAUACAAAACAAGAAGCUUAUGCGCCUGGCGGGCGUUGGGGCGGGACGGAAGCAGCAGCAGCAAUUCGCGCCAUGACAGCAGCAGGAGCAGCAGCAGCAGCAGCAGCAGCAGCACGAGCAGCAACGAACCCGGGGCCUCCCCCAGCCUCCUGGGUGAACCCGCAGCAGCAAAUGAACAAAGAAAGAAUGGCUUUUAAAGAAGCAGCAACUUAUUUAAAACCAAAAGAAAAUAAAAUAAAUAAUAAUUGGAAUGAAAAAGACUAUUUAUACUUCAAAGAAGAUUCUGCAAAAGUCAAAAAAAGCCGCAGCUUUCCAGUGUCUUUUCUGGCAAAGUUGAAGAGCAAAUUCACCAGAUCCAAGUCUGCAAAUGAAUAA